Syngnathoides biaculeatus (alligator pipefish) is the source of this 6371-nucleotide messenger RNA. RefSeq names its product tubulin tyrosine ligase-like family, member 5 (gene ttll5). The record is from RefSeq and is a predicted model, not a curated record. Gene Ontology annotation, cellular component: cilium. Gene Ontology annotation, biological process: protein polyglutamylation; microtubule cytoskeleton organization. The transcript is spliced from 31 exons. Gene Ontology annotation, molecular function: tubulin-glutamic acid ligase activity; tubulin binding. NCBI's taxonomy places the organism in Eukaryota, Metazoa, Chordata, Actinopteri, Syngnathiformes, Syngnathidae. The coding region runs from base 323 to 4081 and encodes 1252 amino acids.
CGACGUUCGUAAUGGAUCAGUUGACGACUACCAGUGACGCUGCUUUUUUUGUUAUUUUAUUAUAUGUAUUUUUAUUUAGUUUACAUGUGAGAUUUUCAUUACUCUGCGUUACAUCAGUAAAACAGUGGAAGAAAAAAAAACUUACAAUAAAUGUGCAAGUGCGCAUGCGCAGUGUAGUGUUGCUACUUAGUUGUUGUAGUAACCAGGAAGAUUAACAGCGAAGGCUAGUUAGCUGUUAGCAGUCUCCCUGAAAUAAAGGAGGGAGCUACAAUGGCAGACACCUGAUCCAAGAAGGAUUUGAGCUCUCUUUCUCCCUGUGGAGAUGCCAGCAGUUGCCCGGGAUAAAGAGGACUCGGAAUCCUCUUCUGAAGACGAACAUGAGGACCAUCCCUGUAUUGCCUGGAGUGGCCUGAGCCGGACAAUCCCAAUCUUCUUGUUUUUCCCUGAAGCCAUUGUUUCGAAGGAUGGAACUAUCUAUGCUCGUGGAGAGCGAUACAACAUGACCUUCAAGAUUGUGCGCACAGAGAGUCGCCUGGUGCGGGGGAUACUGACCAAUCAUGGUUUCCAUGAGGUUCAUUCAAAUAGCAACAAUUUCAACCUGAUGUGGACGGGAUCCCACAUGAAGCCUUACCUACUCCGAAGCCUUCAAGAUUUCCAGAAGGUCAACCACUUUCCGAGAUCUUAUGAACUGACCCGCAAAGAUCGGCUUUAUAAAAACAUCCAACGAAUGCAGGAGGCCCACGGCUUCAAAAACUUCCACAUAGUUCCACAGACCUUUGUGCUUCCGUUGGAAUACCAAGAAUUCUGCAGCUGUUACGCCAAGGACAAGGGCCCGUGGAUUAUUAAACCGGUCGCAUCUUCACGAGGACGAGGUAUCUACUUAGUCAGCAAUCCAAAUCAGAUAUCAGUUGACGAGAACAUGUUGGUGUCCCGCUAUAUUCAUAACCCUCUACUGAUAGACGAGUUCAAGUUCGACGUGCGCUUGUAUGUGUUGGUCACAUCCUAUGAUCCACUCCUCAUUUAUGUAUAUGAGGAGGGCCUCGCGAGAUUUGCCACCGUCAAGUAUGACAGGACUGCGAAGAAUAUUAAGAAUAACUUCAUGCAUCUCACCAACUACAGUGUGAACAAAAAGAGCAGCGAUUACGUCAGCUGCGAUGACCCUGAGGUUGAGGACUACGGCAACAAGUGGAGUAUGAGUGCAGUGUUGCGCUACUUGAGGCAGGAGGGGAAGGACACCACUUUGUUGAUGAGACAGGUCGAGGAUGUGAUCAUCAAAGCUGUGCUCAGUGCUCAGAUGCAGAUCGCUGCCGCCUGCAAGAUGUUCAUUCCUUACCAGACCAACUGCUUUGAACUUUAUGGGUUUGAUGUGCUAAUUGACUCCAACCUAAAACCCUGGUUGUUGGAGGUUAACCUUUCUCCAUCUUUGGCCUGCGAUGCCCCCUUGGAUUUGAAGAUAAAGGCCAGCAUGAUUGCAGACAUGCUCUCCCUUGUGGGCUUGGUGUGUCAGGAUCCUCUGAUGAGGAAGCCACGCUCCGACCCCAGCCUCAAGCAGCCAAGCCAAAGAACACAGUGGCAGAGGCCCCCAGCAGCCGCUAACAGUGAACCAGUGGAGUUGAAAGACAAACCGAGAGGAGACAGCAUUCUGGGCUUGACUGUUGAGCAGAUCAAAGUCUUGAGGAGGACAAGGGAGGAGUAUGAAAGGAGAGGAGGCUUCAUCCGAAUAUUCCCCACUGAAGACACAUGGGAGCUCUAUGGUGGAUAUCUGGAGUCCAAGACAUCAUUGAACUCAAUGUUGGCAAACAGACUUUUCCAUGGAAGGAAUGCGAGCGGGAAUGCGCAGCUGCAGAUGGACGCAGUUGAUGGCUACCACGCCGUCCAGUACGAGAGGAAGCUGCCGUCUCUGGAGACCCGUAAGAGGAGACGGCACCACCUGAGUCAUCGCUCUGCUGCUGGAAAGAAGAAAUGGGGGAAGGAAUCCAAGGCCUCCCUGAUGGAGAGCAGUGGCCUGGAGGGAGAGGACUGCAUACAGGAGGAAGGAGCGGAGAUGAAACGUGUUCUCAAGCCAGUCUCGCACAAGGAUUUGGUAGCGGAGCAAAGAAAACAAGUGGCUUCACCAGUGCAGAACUCUCACAGCGAGGCUGUGUCCAGCUCGCAGGCAGCAACGCGCAACAGCAGGCCCCAUGUCAACCUGCUUCACUUCCUCCAGCAGGGCUGGGACAUCAGUAAAGUGCAGGCCCGGAUGACCUUUUCCUCCUACCUACAGCGGGUUCAACAGAGACUUUUGGAAGAGAGCAGGGUCAAAGGGAUUCCAGCUUGGAUAGCCAAGGACAAUGACCAAAUGGAUCUCGUAGUCCGCUUCCUGAGAAGGGCCGCCAGUAACCUCCAGCAAGAUGUUAAGAUGGUUCUGCCCAGUCACCAGCUCCCAGUCCAAGACCGCAGACGCAUCCUGUCCCACCAACUAGGAGAGUUUAUCCAAUGUUAUGAAAAGGAAACUGAGCAUAUAGUGCAAAAACAACAGAACAGUACAGAGGAGAAGUGUGUUGCCGCCAGUGUGUUUCAUGACUACAUCACGGCUGCGAGUGAAAGUGAUCUGGAGGAAGUACUGACGUUCUACACACAAAAAAAUAAAUCAGCCACCGUCUUCCUCGGAACAAAAGUCCGGCGUGUUAAAAAAGUCUUUCGUGAAAUACGUGCCUCAGAAGAGCCAGGCAACUGUAAGACUUCCAAAAUUGUGCCUGUGGCCAAAGAGGAGUCCAGCUCGUUAGAAUCGACGCCCUCCACAGGAAAAGUCAGCAGUGACACAGACAGCAAGGUCACCGAAAGUCAAACCCUGGUUUGUUUGUCUGAAGGCCAGCUGACCGGAUUUGGACACGCAAAAAUCCACCCACAAGGCCAGCCUCCUCAACCCUGCUCGAGCUUUCCCGUGACUUCAGACUUCCCCCGUAUCCAUCAGCACAGCUCCUCCAUCAAGCCUUCAUCCCUGCCUCGUCAUCGUUCUCCACCUCUGCCGCUUCCCCCGCAUCCUCCAUCCUAUGCACAGUCCUUGGCAAAGUCUCAAUUCUGCCAGACUGAGAGACUCAGCGCCGCUCCUGUUUACACCCCUCCCACCGUGUCUAUGGGACAACCAACCCAGGUUUUCUGGAGGGUCCCAUCUUCUCCAGUGCUCACAUCAAGCUCCGGAGCAUCUUCUUCUUUCACCAGUGCCUUACAGAUCUAUAGCAAGAAGCUCUCUAGACCAACAUCUGCAAGCCAAGCGCCCAAAAUGCACAGUUCCACUAAGGUGAAGUCAAACUCCGAGGGAGGCUUCAGGGAGUUGAACUCUCUGACUGACCAGGCCCAGUCCAACCAGCAGGCCUUCAUCUCAGCCCUCCAGAAGCUGGCAGACAAGCAGGUUGCUCGCACCACUGCCCCCUCCAGUCAUGUCAACCUCCUGACGCAACAUUUUACCAGGCUAAACAUGGCAAGCCGGAUGUUGAGUGGAGAGAAGCAAAAGAUGCCCCCGUUUGCCCAUAGCCAAGGACUCAAUGGCCUGGACAACUCUGGAACUGAUCCCCUUAGAAACAGGACACAUCAUGGGUGGAUGAAUAAUGGAGAGGCUACCACUGACAGACAGAAUCGCAGCAACUUGAGCUCCGUGAUGGGGGCUAGUCCUGAAGAAAUCUGGCAUCCUGCCCAAGGAAACCAUCAGCAUCAGUUUGCUGCCCAGCAACUGCAACAGCAAAGAAUUCCCCCACGACAAUUCUUGGACCAGAACCAUUGUGGACACCAGGAUCAACAUGCAGACGAAACAAGCACUCCCCACGCUGAGUUUCCCACAAAAUCUUCCAGCUUCCCCGGACCACCUCAUCACAGUCACGUCCGGACCCGUGAUAGUCCUGUCCUCUCCCCAAAGCCACCCAGCGAGGCCCGAGAAGGACCGAUCAGGAAACAAGCGACGACGCGCUUCGUCAAGCAGACGUCCACUCAGAGGUCAGCCAAUGGAAAUGUGACCGGCGGGCAGCAUUUGGUCUACGACGCCUUCUGCGCUAAGACAGGACUUUCUGUGUACCGCAAACUGCUGCAGGCCCGGGAGGCCAGAUGACACCAGCGUGACCAGAAGCGCACCCUGCCAACGUGGUUGACGGACAGGUGUCUCUGCAUGUAACUCGCCCAUACACCCAGGCACACCGGUGUAUUCUGGGAGGGAACAACAGCGUAAAGUGUGCCAGGCUCUUAUUAAUAUGUCCGUCACACUGCCACAGACACGGUAGGAGAUUGCGUGCCGAGCACGGAAUUCCCAGCUUUGACGCAGGUUGGGAUUUGGUCGCAACAGCCCAAUAUCAGAUGGCCUUUCCAGCCUGCGCGCGGUCUCCGCGCCAACAUUUUCCCUCACUCAUUCUCUCCGCGCUACCGAUGCCACGGAAAGAUUUCACAGGCAGAUAGCUUUCAACAGUUGCCCCGCUGGCAUUUAGUAUGCAAGCUAUUCACAUGAACCCACCCCUGCCACCGACCAGAGACAUCCCGCGAAUGGUAAGCACGCAAACGAGUUCCUGGCAUUAGAAGCUGACUUCCAGUCCAGGAUGAAAGCAAACCGUUACCAAAUCCUCACUGGCCAAAAGAUUGUUCAAUUAUAGCAACCUUUGCUUAAACUGACAAGUGGAUGUUUUUAUGGAUGGACCUACUUAAUAUCAUGAGUAAAUUAUUGUUGUUGUUACAGUGUACUUAAAGGUCAAGUGUCAUGAAAUGGAUGAUUUAUAAUAUGUUAUUAAUGGAAAAAAAUAGCUGCCUGUAUGGACCCAUCUGUUUUUUCACCACAAAACAUGAUUUUGAUGUAUAAGGCUUUUAGUAACUCCCGGCAUGAAAGUCCUCUUGAGGGAUUUUUUUUCCACAAGAAGCAGGAAGUGACGUUGGAGGCAGUAGCGCACUCAAGCCGACUUGUUUUCUUCUAUUAGUUUUACCUGCGGUAAGAUAGCUUGUUGUUCCUUCGUGUUAGCCAAAAUGCCGGCUCGUUGUAUUGCUGGAUAUUGCUCGAACACUCGGGAGGAUGGAUUGCCUCUUCAUACCUUUCCAAAAAUCCGAUUUGUCGUGAAAAAUAGAUUGCACAAAGGACGAGAGCUUUGUGGGUUCCAAAUGACAGGUAGGUGUGUAUACAGCUACAAAAAAAAAAAACAAUAGUUGGAGGGGGGGUGUAAAUCUCGGGUGUUAAAUGUGUCGAUGUGCACAUUGGAAGACUUCCGUGCUGCAGCCAUGAAAUACGGCCUAAGCAUACCUUGUGAAUCGCCACCAGCCUUGUCGACAAGGCCGAGCCACCCGCUGGCCUUGUCAGCCGGGGUGGCUCAUCGUGGUGCUGGGCCUCGGUGGCUCAUCUCUGCCGCGGAAGUGAAUCGGACAUGGAGGUGGUUUGACUGCGGCGUCGUCGUUGUCGCUUGCGGACGGCAUUGUUUUUAUCACCGCCGUGCGGAGGUGGAUCGGGCGGCGAGGUGGUUUGGCCGUGAUCCGCAUAUCAUCUAAAUUUGGCUCGAAACAUUAGGGUAAUAUUGCCCCGGUAACGUCACUCGGUUGUGAGAUGUUCUCGUCUUCGAACAGAGUUUCCGUGUCAGAAGGGGCGUGCUUGUCUCUCACAGUAGGGUCCAACGCGUGUUUUCAAUGGCGAAUGUCCGGGGUGACAUCACGGACAGUAGAUGCAGCCAAUAUGGCGACCACUUGGAUGUCGAAUGACACUUCCGCAACUUUGCGCAUGGAUGACCCGCCCUCCGCUCAUAUUUAUUUUUUCGUAUAGAAUUAAAGUGAAUAAUGUUACAUGUAUUUUUCAUUUCAAUAUCUAUUUUAGAAUGUUUAUAGGGAUGACACUUGACCUUUAAGUAGGCCUUUCUGGAAAAAAGAAAGGAAAACCUCAAGUUAAUGGUGCAUAUGUAGACCAGCAUUUUCGUGGAUGUAGAGAGAGGUCACUCAGGGCGUAUUGUUAAUAAAACCAUUCUGCCGUGUAGCUUUACAUUCACCAUCACGUAUGUUUGUUAUCACUUUAACUGAAAUACUUGAAUUUCAAGCAUGUCAUUCUCAAAUGUUGUUGAUUUAAAGUGUUUGGUUUGCGCAGAUUGAGUCACUUUCAAUAUCGGGAUUGUCAUUGGUUGUCACGUCAAAUGUGUUUUUUUUUUUUAAUGUCAGCAAUAGGCUUUAUCGCAUGAAUCAAAAUCCAAUGUUGUACUGCGUUGAUGCAGUGUAGUUUACAGGCAAUGUGUUUGAUUCCUAACUGUUUACAACUCUCGUGCAUGGAAUUGUUAGCUGUUUUUGUCCUGUGGGGGUCCCUGAGGCCGUUAGUAGCAAAGUGAGACAGUGAACUCCAUGCCGAUCAUGUCCAAAUGUACGCUCAACCUACAGUAAAUAAAGUGGAA